AUGUCUCUCAAGAUCUGGAGACAGAAUCUCUUCAAUGAAAAAGUCCUUCGAGAGAUAGGGGGCUUCGUCAUCCGGCACAGAGGUAGCCCGGCAGAAGAACUGUUUAAUCCACAAAAAGUGUCAUUCAAUAUAAUGUCCCGUAUGAAGUUUCUAGAUGGCGGUUCUGCUAUGAUCCGCUUUCCGAUCCCCGCUGUUUCUAUGUUUCCCGAAGAGAAGGCCCAACAGGAAAUGUCUGUGAUGCGAUUUAUUGAGCGGCAUACCAGCAUAUGUGUCCCUUAUGUCCUUUAUUACGGCAUGGCCGACCGGAGCCCAGUCGGACCUGGGCCUUUCAUCAUCAUGGAAUUUAUUGAGAACGAUUCGGACCUCGUUGAUGCACUAAAUACCCCGGGUCUCCAAGUUGAUGAGCGGUGUAUUCUAGAUCCAAAUGUUCCAGAAGAUCGACUGGCAGACUGCGAUCGGCAUAUAGUGAUAUGGCAGAUAUCUUAUUCCAGCUGGCCAGAAAAUCCAUUCAACGAAAUUGGCUCCAUCAAAAAUCAGGAAGACGACGAUUUUGAUGAUGAAUGGGUAGCUGCGUACCGUCCUCUCACUCUAAAUAUGAACGAACUUGUUCAACUUGGAGGUUUACCUCUGGAACUGCUACCGCAGACCUUUAGGACUGCUUCUGCGUACCUCCUGGCACUUGCAGAGAUGCGCAUGCCCACUUAUCUAUACAGCGCAAUGAUGCAGUCGAAUCACCGGAAGACUGCAGACGCAAAUAUAUCGCUAGAUGUUUGUUCCGGAAACUGGCCCGAGAAAAUCGCUUAUGUUCUUACGAUCAGGGUCCCUUCAAGCUUCUCUGUGACGAUUUUCGACCCGCAAAUCCCACCGUCGUGGCUACUUCUAGAGCGCCCAGAAUACUGGAAAGGGGUCCUUGGUGAAUGGACAGGACUUUAUGGGAGGCGCCUUCCAUUCGAUCGCCGGUUCUUUGGGGACGGUGACCUGGAGGAUAGAUUAGAACUGCUCACCUCGACAGAGAGAAACACUCUUGAUGUUUUCGUGAAGAGAAAGCUUGCGGAGAAGAACGCUCGCACUCUAUAA
Molecule: messenger RNA, 1077 nt
Organism: Talaromyces stipitatus ATCC 10500
Lineage: Eukaryota; Fungi; Ascomycota; Eurotiomycetes; Eurotiales; Trichocomaceae
Exons: 3
Coding region: 1-1077 (358 amino acids)
Source: RefSeq, a predicted model, not a curated record